Adineta ricciae is the source of this 1500-nucleotide messenger RNA. The record is from the annotation of a GenBank genome assembly. Lineage: Eukaryota; Metazoa; Rotifera; Eurotatoria; Adinetida; Adinetidae.
AUGAGUGGAAAUGAAGCGACACGGUUUUUCGAUACGUCCGGUUGUUUAAAUCUGCAACGUCCAACAACCGGAACGCCAAUUAUAUCGUCAUCAUCAUCGUACAGACGCUAUGAACGUCGACGACCUGUUAGCAGCUCAAUAGUGAACCGCGGUCAAUUGAAAAUUGAUCUCUAUAAUUUUGACCAUAUUGAUUAUGCUGAUUCGAAAUAUGUUCUAACGAGUCCACGUUCACUUGAAGCCUGUUCUCGGUUAAAUAUAAAGCCUAUAACAUUGCUCCCAAAACGAUUGGCUGAUAUACAAGAUGAUAUUGGCUCCGAGAAAGUUCGUCUUUCAACAUUAUCAAACGUACGAGAUCAAAUGGAGGUCGAUCGAUUAGCUAAAUUGCAACGCUGUCGGGAAGAACGCGAAAAAAUUAUUCGAGAAGAAACACUUGCACAUGCUUCAAGAUCGCGAACAGUAGAUCCGCAACCCACACAUGUGCAUGAAACUUCAAUACGCCGACGGCCAUAUUCUGAAACACGAUUCAAUCCAUCGAGUUCCCUUGUUCAAGGUCUUCAUGAACCAACCACAAUUAGUAGUGUCCCAACACAUUCUCACUCAAGCACAGGAAUAAGAUAUCCAGAAUAUGAAGUGAAUGCCGAUCUUCCUCCAAGACCAACAUCGGCAACUCGUUCUACCGUCUCAAACUCGAUUCUGAAGUCUUCAAGUGCUCGAUGGCCACCUCCAGUGCCUUCACCCUAUUAUCAAAAUGGUGAUCGCGAUGACCAGUACGAUCCUCGAGCUUCGACUUCAGCCCAUUUCGUCGACGAUGUUCGCCGUUUGAACAAAAGUCUCCAGCGUAUGAGUACAUCCGAUACUGUAUCAAAGCAACAUAACAACGAUCGAUAUAUGAAUGGUUUGGAAAAUGUCAAAGAGAUCAUCGAGCGACGCGCAGCACGUUCAGCAGUACGAGAUGAUCCUGAGGUGGCCGCUUUUGAAAAGAAACAAUAUGAAAUUUUACUCGGACAUUAUGAUCAUGAAUUGAAAAUUCAAAAGGCAAGAGAGAAUGCUCGUCGAGCGGAAACGGAAAAAGAAAUCGAACGAUAUUCAUCGUUAUUACACGACCUUUCGGAUCAAACAAUGGCUGAUGAGCGUCGACAAACUGAACUUCGUCGCAAAGUCGAUAAACUUCGUCAUACUCGGCACCUGUAUGAAACUUUACAAGCAAAGAAUUACGAACAACAAUUACUUGAUUUACAAAAGCGUCGAUACGAAUUAGGUAAUGAUCUUAGACAAAAAGAUCAACGAACCAGACACUUCAUCAAAGAUAAACAAGAGGCGAUGGAUUUAUCUCGCUCGUUGGCGAAAUCAUCUCAAGAUCUUCGAGAAUAUCUUCGUGAAACGAAUGAAACCUUUGACGAUCGAGCGAAGAAGGCAGAAUUAACCAGCAGUGUUCUAGUUAAAAAAGCGAAUAAAGCGCCUGCUAAUCGUCGACAUUUACAAUCAUCAUUACGAACAUAG